AUGAAACCCGCCAAUUUUAAAAUGCUGCUAAAAUAUCCAGAUAUUCUGAAGUUCAUGAAAUAUGCGGGCUUACGAUUUGCUGUAACCUUAACUCAGAAGUAUCCAUGUAAAGCCCCAUCCGUUUUAUUGGCUGAAGGUAUUUUGCCUAAAGUGUGUUCGGAUGACCUUGUGUAUGAGCAAAUCACAUUGGAGAAGAAUGAAUCACCAUGUAUCGAUGUUUUACUUAUAGAAAACGUACCUGGACUUGGAUCUAUUGGGACACUAGCAUCUGUACAUCGAAACAGAUUUUGGAGAUAUUUAUAUAUUAAGGGCCUUGCUGAACUGCCAACGAAAGAGCGGAUCGUCGAAAUGAAGUCAAAACAAGAGGAAAAACCGUCUAUAUUAUGUGGUCAAUCUUAUGUACUUCAACAACAUUUAUGCAACAUGACUCUUUAUAUACCUAUGAAUCCUUCCCGAGAGUGGAUUCUCAACAAAACACAUGUCAAGGUUGCCUUCAGAAAAUAUGGUAUUAUAAUACACGAAGAUUCUAUUUCGCUGCCAACGAAACAAAUAACUCCUAAGAAUGCUGAAUCUCAAUUCAAAGUUAGUGUCAAUAUUGGAGAUGUUGUCAAUGUUGAUGUCCCAUGUAAAAUAUUUCUUUAUCAAAAGAUAGAUAAUUCAAAUUGUACUCAACCGCCAACAAAUGUUUUUAAAAACAUACAUGUUGAAGAUUGGUCUUCAGAUUUUGAAAAAAUACUUCUUCUUACUUUGUGUUUCUGUUGUUUGAACUUUUCUAUUCUGGUUGUUAGUUAUGCAAUAUUUGUUGUUUUGCUUUCGCCUCCGCUCGAAUAUAUUUAUGUGGUUUACACAAAUUUCACGAACUGUGUGGAUCCGUAUUUACAGGAGAAAAUUAAUUGUAUUCGUCGAUGCCUUUCUAAUAUACGAAGACGAGCUUAUGAACCGAUUCAAAUUAAACAAUGUGAAGGCCCUGAUGUGAAGUUCAUGAUCUCUGAUAUAAGUCCUUGUGGGAAAUCAGCCCUGGUUCACUUCGAUCAGUAUUAUACUGAUGCUUAUGGACCAGUUGCCUGGCGUGCGAUGCGUGUAGCUUUAUUGAUGCCGUCAAAAAAAGCUAUCUUAUAUAAUCGAUAUUUUCCUAAUGUUGCAUCAACAAUUCCAUCAUCAUUCAAAUCCUUUCUACCUAAUUUAGAUUUUAUCCAUACUUUAGCCAAAUCUCAAAGUUCUCUACCAGAGGAGGUUUUACAAAGUAAACAGAUUCCAGAUAUAGUUGACCAGGUAAUCAGCUUUUUAUUGACUGUUUGUGUGUAUUCUUGA
Molecule: messenger RNA, 1311 nt
Organism: Heterobilharzia americana
Lineage: Eukaryota; Metazoa; Platyhelminthes; Trematoda; Strigeidida; Schistosomatidae
Source: the annotation of a GenBank genome assembly